GCUGUGUGCUACACCGACUAAUGCCGAUUUUAUAGCUGUGCUCUUUCAACUUUGGCACGACCUUCAGAGACUCAGAUGGACAAAAAAGUUGGCCCACCCUCCCGCUACAAAAGACCCCCUUCUACCGCGACAACUUCUGGGACCUACGUGCUCGAGGGGUCGGGAUAUUCACACAGCAUGCCACCUCUCUUGAAAAGAGUGCAUAGAAACUUCUGCUGCCAAGAAUCUGUCAGAACAAAAUCUAGAAACAACCCCUAUGGAUAGGCACCCAAUGACGCCGCAAAACGAACUUGAACAUGCGACACGCCUACAAGUUUAGAAGACAUCACUCAAAGUAUACCUAUCAAGAAGAAUCGACGACAGCGGGGACCCAAUGGGGAUAAACAAAGCACGAGAACUAGCAUAAUCAAAGGGGAAGCUACGAUACUUAUCGAUGUCGACGAGACGGAAACGGUGAUUACAGUACAUCAUCUCCCACCAUGCUACCCGAAACUUCGGAUACGAAUCGGUGGGAUCUGGAGCGCUCAGAACACGAACAUUCAACUCUGACUCAACUAAACGCUGACCAACUUAGCUGCUAGUUGAAGGACGAUAGCAAACCCGCAGUUCAUCGCCUGGUAGGCGAUAUCCGGCACUGAAUUGGGCAAUUGUGAGCCAAAAGAAUACACGGAUAUGUUGGACUAAAAAGUCUAGCUGUUCAGUUCAGAGAAUUGACCGUUGACCACCCGUUCUUGAUGUCCUUCGCAUUUAAACGGGAUCCCAUCCGAGGCUCUUCGCGAGGUAUUUUCACUGUUCACCUGAUGGAUACGCGAGCAGGAACGCUUACGGUAGCACCGACACUGACGGGCCACAAGUGAAAAGUAGAAGGAGUGUAUCCGUGGAUCGGGAACUUGGAAAGAUACACAAUCCUCGGGAUCUCUGAGAGCAAUCAACAGUAAAGAGCAUCUCAGAGAGCACUAGGAGCUCGGAAGGGUGCUGGGCUGGGGGACCUUGGUUAAACCUUGCGAAGCCGGGGAUCAAGUUCAGGGACAAUAUUGAGGAGCCUAGCUCUGACUGACAGGUAACCUCAACCUACUUCGACAGGAGUCUUGCAUCGAACCCACAGGAAUUGCUUUUUGGAAUACAAGCUCGAUACCUAUCCACUGUUGAAUACUAUCGUUUCUUAACGACUCUCAGUUCCAAGCCUCCAUUACUCGUAACUAACUGACAAUGUCUCUGCGACGCGGAAUUUACCACAUCGAGAAUGCUGGGGUUCCCAGUGCCAUUGAUCUCAAAGACGGCAGCUCCAGUGACGGCACACCUAUCGUUGGCUGGCAGUUUACACCAGACACGAUCAACUGGCAUCAGCUCUGGCUUGCUGAACCAAUCCCCAACCUUGCUGAUACCUUUACCCUUUGCAACCUGUUCAGCGGUACCUACAUGGAUCUCUACAACGGUUCUUCCGAAGCGGGCACCGCAGUCAAUGGUUGGCAAGGAACUGCCUUUACGACCAAUCCCCACCAGCUCUGGACCAUCAAGAAGUCGAGCGACGGUACGAGCUACAAGAUCCAGAAUUACGGAAGUAAAACCUUCGUCGAUCUUGUCAAUGGCGACAGCUCUGAUGGGGCCAAAAUUGCUGGAUGGACCGGCACUUGGGAUGAAGGUAACCCUCACCAGAAAUGGUACUUCAAUAGGAUGAGCGUCUCCAGCGCGGAGGCCCAAGCGGCUAUCGCGCGAAACCCUCACAUUCACGGGACUUACAGAGGAUACAUCCUCGAUGGAGAAUAUCUUGUCCUCCCUAACGCUACUUUCACUCAGAUUUGGAAAAACUCCGGUCUUCCUGGUAGCAAAUGGCGUGAGCAAAUCUAUGAUUGCGAUGACUUCGCUAUAGCCAUGAAGGCCGCCGUUGGGAAGUGGGGCGCCGACUCCUGGAAGGCUAAUGGCUUCGCCAUCUUUUGUGGAGUUAUGCUUGGUGUCAACAAGGCUGGAGAUGCGGCCCAUGCUUACAACUUCACCCUCACCAAGGACCAUGCUGACAUUGUCUUCUUUGAGCCUCAGAACGGUGGAUACCUGAACGACAUUGGCUAUGACAGCUACAUGGCCUUCUACUGA
Molecule: messenger RNA, 2091 nt
Organism: Marasmius oreades (fairy-ring Marasmius)
Lineage: Eukaryota; Fungi; Basidiomycota; Agaricomycetes; Agaricales; Marasmiaceae
Exons: 18
Coding region: 1210-2091 (293 amino acids)
Source: RefSeq, a predicted model, not a curated record